ACCAGAGCACAGUUGGUUCACUGCCUUCGUGUCUGGUCUCAAGAUGUCACAGAUAUGGAGUCUGCUCUGCCUCCUCAUUGGCACAUCAUAUGCGGCUGAGAUCUGUUUUGAUGAGCUGGGCUGCUACAAUAACCUUCCUCCCUGGGGGGGCACUAAUCAGAGACCAGCCACCACCCUGCCCUGGCACCCUGACGAGAUGGGCACCCGCUUCCUCCUCUACCCAGAAAACCGUUACUACCAGGAUAUCAAGAUGGACAAAACCAUCCAGGCAUCAAACUAUAGUGGGAGGAGAAAGACUCGAUUCAUUAUUCCUGGCUAUCUGAAGAAAGGAGAUGAGGACUGGCCACAGGAGAUGUGUCGGGUUGUGCUGAAGCGGGAGAAUGUGAACUGCAUUGCUGUAGAGUGGAAGAAGGGUGUGAAGACUCUGUAUGCCCAGGCUGCCAAUAAUGGCAGGGUGGUUGCUGCCCAGGUGGCGUCCAUGAUCAGUUUCCUCAUGAGCACUUACAAGCAUCAGGCUGAUAAGUUCCAUGUUAUCGGACACAGCCUUGGAGCUCAUGUUGCAGGAGAUGUUGGUAACAGGACCGUUGGCCUUGCACGUAUCACAGGACUAGACCCAGCUGAACCUUACUUCCAGGACACUGAUGUCUCUGUACGCCUGGACACCAGCGACGCCACCUUUGUGGAUGUUAUACACACUGAUGGUCUUCCUUUCAACUCCAAACUUGGUCUGGGGAUGUCACAGCCUGUGGGACACAUUGAUUUCUACCCCAAUGGAGGAGAACUAAUGCCUGGCUGCUCUGCCAACAAAGGCAGGCCCACUGACCUGGAUGCCAUCUGGCAGGGUACCAAGAGGUUUGAUGCCUGCAACCAUGUCCGAGCCUACGAGUACUACAGUGAGAGCAUGGUUAAACCUAACGGCUUUGUCGGAUAUGCCUGCUCUGACAAGGACAGCUUUGCUGCUGGAAAGUGUUUCCCAUAUGCAGACAGCAAAUGUCCUCUGAUGGGCUACUAUGCUGACAGGUUCACUAUGACUGAUGGUAUUUCAAAGACGAAGUACUUCCUCAACACGGGCAGUUCAAAGCCCUUUGGCCGUUACAGCUACAGAGUGAAACUGACCCUGGAUAGUGCCAGCGGGUCUAACCUGGGCUACAUGUAUGUGGCACUAGCUGGAGCCAGUGCCAGCACCAAGGAGCACCAGAUUCAUUCGGGUUCACUGAAGCCUGGGACGAUCUAUGAGGCACUGAUCGACGCUGAGGUGGACGUUGGUCAUGUGAAAGAAGUGAAGUUCCGGUGGAACAACCACAUCAUUAACCCAAUGAAACCCACGUAUGGUGCAUCCAAGGUGGAGCUGCAGAGUGGAAAAGACAAAAAGAUCUUCUUCUUCUGUGGAACAGAGAAUGUGAAGGAGAACGCCAUCCAGUCUGUGUUUCCAUGCCCAGUUUAACUCGUCACCAUCACCAUGUUAUUCAGAGUCUGUCAAUAAACAGUCUGCAUUCACA
Messenger RNA from Plectropomus leopardus (leopard coralgrouper), 1499 nucleotides. RefSeq names its product inactive pancreatic lipase-related protein 1-like. Lineage: Eukaryota; Metazoa; Chordata; Actinopteri; Perciformes; Serranidae. The record is from RefSeq and is a predicted model, not a curated record. Gene Ontology annotation, biological process: lipid catabolic process. Gene Ontology annotation, molecular function: lipoprotein lipase activity; protein binding.